CCAUCAUGGGCAAAAAUACCGACAAGCUCUACAUCACUCACUCGGAAUGGGCCUCUGAAGACUCGUUCGGCACCAGCCGCGGCUUCAACGCGUCAAAGUCCAAGGCCGUUGGCUCCUCGUUCAAGCGGCUACCCUUCAACUUUUGCGCCGUCUCCCUCCAGCCCUUCACCGAUCCCGUCUGCACCGCCGCAGGCACUAUCUUCGACCUCACCCAUAUCCUCACCUGGCUCCAGAAGCAUGGCACAAACCCCAUUGACGGCUCACCGCUGAAACGCGCGGACCUCAUUACCCUCAACUUCGCGAAGAACGAGGACAACGAGUACGUGGACCCGGUCACGUACAAGGUCUUCACGGAUAAUACUCACAUUGUCACGCUGAAGAAUACCGGGAAUGUCUUUGCCUGGGACACGGUCGAGCGGCUGAACAUCAAGGCGAAGAACUGGCGCGAUCUGGUCAGCGAUGACGAGUUCUCGCGCAAGGAUAUCAUCACGCUGCAAGAUCCGCAAAAUAUCGAGUCGCGGGAUCUGAGCGCAUUCAAACAUAUCAAGGAUGGGGAGGUUUCGGCGCAGGUUCCCGAGGAGAGCAACGUAAACGCGGACGCGCUCGGGAGUGCUGGGAAGAUUUUGCGCGCGAAGGAAGCAGUCGCAAAAGCUCGCACAGACAGGCAGGCAAAGGCUCAGGCCAGCAAUGAUGCCGUUGCCGUUGCGAAAGCAAAGAAUGCGACCGCGACACACUCCGCAGCGCAAGGAUCGAAACCGAAGCCUUACAAUGCCGCCCAAUACACCACCGGCAAAGCUGCCGCGUCUUUCACCAGCACCGGCUGGACGCCACAUACCUCGGCCGAGCGCGCCGUCCUGUCCGAAGAAGACUACAUGCUGCGACCAAAGCGCGUAAAGCAGAAAGGAUACGCGCGCAUCUCCACGUCCCUUGGCGACCUCAACAUCGAACUCCUCCCUGAAUUCGCCCCGAAAGCCGUGUGGAAUUUCGUACAGUUGGCGAAAAAGGGAUACUACAAGGGCACACUAUUCCAUCGGAAUAUUAAGAACUUCAUGAUCCAGGGCGGUGAUCCAACUGGCACAGGAAAGGGUGGUCAGAGCUGCUGGGGCAAGCCAUUCAACGAUGAGCUCGAAGGACCGCUAUUGCACAACGCAAGGGGAGUUAUAAGCAUGGCGAAUAAGGGCAAGAACACGAACACAUCGCAAUUUUUCAUCCUGUAUCGGCAAGCAUCGCAUCUGGACAGGAAGCACUCCAUCUUUGCCAAGGUUGUUGGAGGGCUGGACACCACUCUCACAGCCAUGGAGAAUGCUAAGACAGGAGAGAAAGAUAGGCCGGAAGAGGAUCUCAUGAUUCUGGAUGUCGUGGUUUUUGUGGAUCCAUUCGAGGAGUUUCGAAAGGAGCGAUCGGAAAAGGAGGACAAGGAGAGGGAAGAGGAGGAGAUCCGGCUACAAGGAGGAAGAGAGGACGAUAAGACUCAAAGCGGCGAUGCAAGAUGGCGGAGCGUCCAAGGCGGAAGACGAGAUCAUUGGGCACUGGGAUGAAGUGGAGCAGCCGGCCAAGAAGAAAGUCAAGUCUGAUGGCUUCGGCAAUUUCGACAGUUGGUGAAGCAAGUAGCGGCGAACCACGAUGUUUUGCAUAGCGUAGGAGUUACGGCGUUACAACUUCAAAUGCAGCAUUCAACGGCAUCUGGGAUUUGAUCUCUAUCAAUUCAAUGCGCAUGAAAUUUCUUCUUCUCUCAUGAUCAAUUCUAGAUGUUUCCAUUUUCCGGUGCGAGCAGACAUCUGAAGAGGGAGGGUCUUCAGGUGCUAAAGGAGUUUUUCAUCACAUCACCAUACCUUCUAGAAUUUGUUCCAAUGUCGAUUCCAAAGUGUCCAGGA
Messenger RNA from Mytilinidion resinicola, 1874 nucleotides. RefSeq names its product cyclophilin-like protein. Gene Ontology annotation, biological process: protein folding; protein peptidyl-prolyl isomerization; protein polyubiquitination. Gene Ontology annotation, cellular component: catalytic step 2 spliceosome. The record is from RefSeq and is a predicted model, not a curated record. The transcript has 2 exons. Lineage: Eukaryota; Fungi; Ascomycota; Dothideomycetes; Mytilinidiales; Mytilinidiaceae. The coding region runs from base 6 to 1538 and encodes 510 amino acids. Gene Ontology annotation, molecular function: peptidyl-prolyl cis-trans isomerase activity; ubiquitin-ubiquitin ligase activity.